Messenger RNA from Acanthamoeba castellanii str. Neff, 1134 nucleotides. RefSeq names its product 3deoxy-7-phosphoheptulonate synthase. The coding region runs from base 1 to 1134 and encodes 377 amino acids. The transcript has 5 exons. The record is from RefSeq and is a predicted model, not a curated record. NCBI's taxonomy places the organism in Eukaryota, Discosea, Longamoebia, Acanthamoebidae. Gene Ontology annotation, cellular component: cytoplasm. Gene Ontology annotation, biological process: aromatic amino acid biosynthetic process. Gene Ontology annotation, molecular function: 3-deoxy-7-phosphoheptulonate synthase activity.
AUGUCUGCCGCUGCAUUCGAUAACAACGAGGGACUGAUCGACGACGUGAGAGUGACGGAGCUGCGCCCACUCAUCCCACCUUCCAUCCUCAUUGAGGAACUGCCGGUGACGCCCAACAUAGCGGCCACCGUGCGCAGUGCCCGCACGCAAGCAGCACGCAUCGUGCGUCGUCGGCCGGGCGAGCUUGACGACCGUCUGCUUGUCGUGGUUGGUCCCUGUUCCAUCCACGAUCCUGCUGCCGCGAUUGAAUACGCAAAGAAGCUCAAGGAGGAGGCAGAGAGGUUGAAGGAUGAUCUGUGCAUAAUCAUGCGCGUCUACUUCGAGAAGCCGCGCACCACCGUCGGUUGGAAGGGCCUCAUCAACGAUCCCUUCCUCGACUCGAGCUACCAGAUCAACAAGGGCCUGCGCAUCGCUCGCGGUCUCCUAUGCGAGCUGAACGAGAUGGGCGUGCCCGCGGCUGUGGAGUUCUUGGACACCAUCAGCCCGCAGUUCGUGGCCGACCUGGUCUCCUGGGGCGCCAUCGGAGCGCGCACCACCGAGAGCCAGGUGCACCGCGAGCUGGCCUCCGGUCUGUCCGUCCCUGUCGGUUUCAAGAAUGGCACGGAUGGUGGAGUGCAGGUGGCGCUGGAUGCUAUCAAGGCGGCGUCGAAUCCCCAUCAGUUCCUGGGCGUGACGAAGCAGGGCCUCACCGCGAUCGUGCGAACGCGAGGCAACGACGCGUGCCACAUCGUGCUGCGCGGCGGCAAGGGCGGACCCAACUAUGACGGAGAGAGCGUGCAGAAGACGGUCGAGCUGGCGCGCAAGGCCAAGCUCAGCACCUCGAUCAUGAUCGACUGCUCGCACGACAACUCGCGCAAGAACCACGCCAACCAGCCCAUCGUCUCCGCCGCCAUCGCGGAGCAGGUGGCGGCUGGGUGUGCCGACAUCAUCGGAGUGAUGAUUGAGAGCAACCUCGUCGAGGGCCGACAGGACCUCCCCGCCGACGGUCCGCAGUACCUGCAGUACGGGAAGAGCAUCACCGACGCGUGCAUCAGCUUCAAGGACACGAUCCCCGUGCUCGAGUCCCUCGCCGCGGCCGUGCGAGAACGGAGGAAGAAGGCGGACUCCGCCGCCACCACCAACGGCUCCGCGUAG